AUGGCUUGGAAAGAAUGGGAUGAGCUGAUCUCGGCAAAGCAGUUGUCUAUACUUGAUAUCUAUCAGAUCAUAGGAAUGUAUUGCUUCAUGACAAAGACAGAGAAGCAGCCUGACCGACUAAAGCAACUGAUAAAGCAACUGACCCAUAAUAAAUUUAUACCUGUCAACAACAACAAUACUACAACAGUAAUGCCCUUUUACACUCUAUUGAUAGAUACAAGAUAUAUGAAUCAGACAAAGAAAUACUUGGAAACAGUCAUUAAUCAGUGUAUCGCACGAUGCAUCAUUUUCAGUGACAACAAUAAGAGUCUGUUCGGACUCGAGCUAGCCUUCCUACUACACUAUUUAAAUCCAAAGACAUAUCAAACAAAACAUGUGAUUGACAGUCAUCAUGCAGUGGAAUCACCAAGCUCCAUGCUGCAAAGCACAGCUCAUCAUCUUUUAAAGUCAACAUUGUGUCAAUUUCAGCUAAGAGAUGGUCUUGUACAGUAUGUACAGCACAUCAUUAAAUUGCAGAAUCGCUCUCUGCAGCAGGAAGCUCAAAGGUUGAAUACCAUGACACUCUGGGUAGCAACCGUGACGCGAUUGACAUUGUAUCCAAUUGAUUACGCAGAGACCGCGCCAGGCUCAUUGGAUAUGAAUGAAGCUUUAAUGUUUCUUUGGACAAAUACGCUAAUCGUACCAAACAUUAUCUCUACUAUCAGUUCUACUAAAACCGUCAUGGACCGACUAAUCAAAUGGACACUGGGAGCUGCUGUCCCAUUCUUGAUAAACUCUUCAAGCCUUGACAACUGCUUAGAUAAAUUCGAUGGCAACGGCUGCUUAUUUUUACUUGGAAAUAUUGUUGACUUGUGGAGUUGCUCCGAGUAUGGCGACCAUAAGAUGCUUGUUGAUCUAGCAUUGCCUCUUUUACAACACAUUAGAUCUUACUUUUCUGAUAAGCAGACAACAGAAUUUCAAUAUUACCAUCCUUUAUUCAAAUGGUCUAAAGCCGCUUGGGGAAAUAAUUUGCACUCUACUGUCUUUGAUAAAGUAAUAAAUCAACUGGAAUAUUUGUGGAGUCGACCAUUUAUGGAUCAGCUAUUUUACGACAUAGUCCAUUUUGAUAAAGUAGCUUCAAGCUCAGUAAACCGAAAAGCGCUUUUAUUAAAACAAAACAAAAGAAAGCAGCCAUUGACCUCAAAAGGAGAGAUUGCAUUGUUUGCUGUGGAAGUUGAAUCCAUCUUUUCCAUGUAUUCUUUAUUGAUAAGCUUGUUCAAGUCUGUGAACAGAACAAUUUUUUAUAGAAUUGCCUUUACGAAAAACCUAGUGCAACAGCUAUGGAAGAUUAUGAAUCAAUUUGGUCCAAAGGGGCAUAUGGAAAUAUACUUGGAAGCAGCUCAGAGAAAUGAAAUUGAUAAAGAGCCUCUUAUUGAUAUCCUAAAGAUAUUUUGUCAAGCAUGCACCAUUAUGUUUAUAACGCUGGACGAUACUGAUAUAUUUAAGCAUAAUACACCUUUUUCUCCUGAUGAUCUUGUACAAAUUAGCGGCUUUCUCAAUUUGUUUUAUUUCUCAUUGAUUCAACAACCAACGGCUACCUCUACUGAAAUUCCUCCAGCCGCACUAUCUUUUAAAUCUGCACGAAGUUUACUACUACAGAUAUACGACCUCGAUUUACAACAUUCAUUUUGCCCUCCCAAUCACUGGUUGCUAGUUUCCAUGAUGUCUAGCAGAGUAAAGUCUAUUUUUUCCUCAAUUUUUCAAACUAAAAAUGAAGCAUCCACUGCCUCACUAUUUUUAACAAAGUUAAACCAAGGCGAUCCAGUGCCCUUGCGUAUCCUACAGCUGAUGUCGCAUACUGUACCAUUUGAUGUACGACUCAAAGUAUUUAGAGAUUGGAUCUCUACUGACAAGGUCGCAUUUCAAAGCACACAUAGCAAGAGUAUUACCAUAAGAAGAAAUAGAGUGCUUCUUGAUGGGUAUCAGCAGCUGUGUACUCUAUCUGCGUCAGCUUGGAAAGGGUCUAUAAGAGUAUCCUUUGUAAAUGAACUUGGUAUGGAAGAAGCUGGUAUUGACAGAGGAGGGCCGUUUAAAGACUUUAUUACUCUUCUUACAAAUGAGGUGUUUGAGCCUGAUUUUGGCUUGUUUGCUGCAACCAAGCACAGCAGUGUUUAUCCAAGUCCAAAUUCUGCACUUCAAGGAAGAUAUCAUAUUGAAUUAUUUGAAUUUAUCGGCAAAGUGAUUGGCAAGGCAGUGUACGAAGGAAUCCUGUUGGAUGUUCAGUUUGCAAAGUUCUUCCUAGCAAAACUGCUUGGUCGUAAUGUAUUUCUUCAGGAACUACAAGAAUUAGAUGAGGAAUUGUGGAAAAGUCUGACGUUCAUAAAGCAUUACGAAGGAAAUGCUGAAGAGCUGGGCUUAGUUUUUGAAACAGAUGAAGAUGUUCUUGGAAAGGUUCAAUCUCAUGAGUUGAAAUAUCGAGGAAAGCAUACGGCUGUCAAUAAUGAAAACAAGAUUGAAUAUGUCUAUUUGUUAGCUGAUUACAAGCUAAAUCAGAGGGCAAAAGAGCAGACACAUGCGUUUAUUAGAGGGUUUAGAACUGUCGUAUCAGAAAACUGGAUAAAGCUCUUUACUCCUCCUGAACUUCAAAGAGUGUUGUCUGGUGAAGAUAAAGAAUUUGAUAUUUCAGACUUACGAAGACAUACAGAGUAUCAAGGUGGUUACUUUGACCAGCAUCCAGUGAUUCGAUCAUUCUGGCAGAUAGUAGAGAAGUUAUCUUUGGAUGAGAAGAAGGCGUUCCUGAAAUUUGCCACUGGUUGUCCUAAACCGCCCCUAGGAGGAUUCAGUUAUCUUCAGCCUCCUUUCACUAUUCGAAUGGUAUCUCCUGAUGAAAACGGGAAGUCUGAUAAUUUGAAUGUUAUCAAGUCAUUUUUGAAGAUGAGUAUGAAUAAAUCUGGAAGAUUACCUACUAGCUCUACAUGUUUUAAUUUGUUGAAAUUACCAGCAUAUACCAACAAGUUAAUACUGAAAGAAAAAUUAUGUUAUGCAAUAAACUCUGAUACUGGAUUUGAGUUGAGCUAA
Messenger RNA from Rhizopus microsporus ATCC 52813, 3057 nucleotides. Its product is annotated as HECT-domain-containing protein. Gene Ontology annotation, molecular function: ubiquitin protein ligase activity. Gene Ontology annotation, biological process: ubiquitin-dependent protein catabolic process; protein polyubiquitination. The coding region runs from base 1 to 3057 and encodes 1018 amino acids. The record is from RefSeq and is a predicted model, not a curated record. NCBI's taxonomy places the organism in Eukaryota, Fungi, Mucoromycota, Mucoromycetes, Mucorales, Rhizopodaceae. The transcript has 11 exons.